Humulus lupulus (European hop) is the source of this 562-nucleotide messenger RNA. RefSeq names its product (3S,6E)-nerolidol synthase 2, chloroplastic/mitochondrial-like. Lineage: Eukaryota; Viridiplantae; Streptophyta; Magnoliopsida; Rosales; Cannabaceae. The record is from RefSeq and is a predicted model, not a curated record. Bases 62 to 538 code for a protein of 158 amino acids. The transcript is spliced from 2 exons. Gene Ontology annotation, molecular function: terpene synthase activity.
AUUGUAGUGAUUCCUCUUCACUCCACACUGGAUCCUUAGCUACCCAUUCUCUCAUAUAGCUAUGGCAUUGGCUUCCUACGCAUCUUUUCGUUCCUUCAAAUCCUGCUCAGUUUCCAACUCUCAAAACAGAAUUACAGCUUUUGAAAACUCCAAACUUUUUAGGAGUGAUUAUGAUCUCACUAUACCACCAAAGUUGAUCAAUAUUAAUAAUACCCACCAUCAUAAUACUAUGUCAAUAUCUACCCCCUUACAAAAGUCUAAACCUUUCAUUAAUAUUGAUCAUGAUUUGGAUAUAUAUAGAGACGUUAUAAGAAAAGCAGGAGAAGAUCCAUUUGAAGGUCUUAAGAUGAUUGAUGCUAUCCAACGGCUAGGAAUUGACUAUAUCUUCGAGGAAGAGAUUGAUGGAAUUCUACAAAGCCAAUCUCAUCAUAAGUUUUUUAACGAAUUCGAACAUCAUCAUCAAGAUGAUCUGCAUGAGGUUGCUCUUCGUUUUCGACUCUUGAGGCAACAUGGUCACUUCAUUCCUGCUGGUUCGUAAUCCUUUUGAAAAAAUUUAAAUAUA